Dendrobium catenatum is the source of this 1714-nucleotide messenger RNA. Its product is annotated as ubinuclein-1. Gene Ontology annotation, cellular component: nucleus. Lineage: Eukaryota; Viridiplantae; Streptophyta; Magnoliopsida; Asparagales; Orchidaceae. The record is from RefSeq and is a predicted model, not a curated record.
ACCACGUCCGUGGAAACCGAAACCAAAUUCACAGUCAGCCAAACAUUUUUGCAUACCGGCAAAGACCUUACGUCGAUCCCGCGCAAUCCGUUGGGGCUUUACUGCGUGUUCGUCGGACUGCGGGAGAAUGAACUACGGGAUCCAGUUCCGUCUUUACCAGGAGUAGGAAGCAGGUUCGUCACGGUAGCCGGCAGCGGCGCCGCCCCUUAUUCUCAUGAAUUAUGCGGACAAUUCUCUCCCAUUCCAGUCCUUCAGGUGAGCACCAUCCCGUCGUUCAUAAAAGGGCUACCAUUUAGCUUGCCCUAAAUAGAUCAGAAGUCUCGUUCUCGCUUCCAACAAACAAAAAGAUAUGGAGGAGGACAAGACCGGCGCCGGAAGCUCAUCUAGGGUUUUACAACCCCACUCGGCGGCCAAUCCUUCUAUCGUCUCCCCACCUCAGGCGCAGCCGCCUACCCCGGCUCCCACUAAAAAGCCCGCAAAGGAAGCGCCGGCCGCAGGAAAGCGACAGUUGUUUACUGUGGAACUGAGACGGGGCGAGACUACCAUCGUUUCCUGGAAGAAACUUCUCAGGGAGUCCGGUUCUGCGAACGGGGAAACCUCUGCUCUGAUUGCCGAUAAUCCAGUUCCUGAUACCCGGCCGGUCGGUGGGGUUCAUCCAGGGGAGGAUGAUUUAAAACAUACAUUACAGCCUCCAAAUUGCUUUAGUUCUGUGAUUGAAAAGAUUGAAAGAUUGUACAUGGGCAGGGAAAGCAGUGAUGAGGAAGAACGUGAUGUUCCAGAUGAUGACCAAUAUGAUACUGAGGAUUCUUUUAUUGAUGAUACUGAGUUGGACGAAUACUUUCAAGUUGACAAAUUAUCAACAAAGCAUAACGGGUAUUUUGUUAAUAGGGGAAAACUGGAAUGGGCUGAACCAAGUUCCUCCCCCAAUCUAGCGCCAAAGAAAAGGAGGAGAAAAGAUUCAACAAAAGCUCAGAGUGGAACUGACCAUGAUCAUGUUUCAAAUGAAUAUGUGAACAUGGGUAAUAUGAAGAUCAAAGCUGCUGCAAGGAAUGCUCCUCUGGUGGCAAAGAAAUUGUCUACAGCAGAAGCUACAACUUCUUUUGAUGAACACUAUCAAGAAGCAAAGCUUUUGAAAACCAAUGCGAAUGCUUCCACUGGCAUAUACAAGAAACGGACUUCUGACUUUGUCAUCAACUCAGAUAUUGCUCCAUAUGCAAAACUACCAAACAAGGAUCUUUCAUCAGUCAUAACAGAACCAAAGGAUUUCGACAGGAGAAAAUUUCUCUCCUCCAAAGAUCAUCAUAAAUCAAGUGGCACUACUGAAUCAUUUGGUACCACAAAUCAGGCAUCUCGAGAGAAAGCAUUUGCUUCUCAAGCUGAACCACAAUCAAAGAAAUUUAGUGAUAAUAAUGAAAUAGAAGUGUUGGCUAAAAUGCAGCGGAAAGAGAAACAUGGUUAUGGUGAAUAUUCCCAUAGUUCUAUGUCCACCUAUCCUACCCAAGCAGUGCAUCCAUUGGCCCACCGAGCCAGGGAAGGCACUAUAAGACCCAAGGGUACUACAAUUGAGCGAGCUAUUCGUGACCUGGAGAAGUUCGUUGAAUUGUCAAGAUCACCAGACGCUCAAGUUCAAGAAGUUGAUCCUUCUGCCCAAGGUGUUAAAAGGAGAUUGCCACAAGAAGUAAAACAGAAGCUAGCUAAAGUUGCUAGAUUAGCG